AUGCGAAUUUGGAGCAAGUUCGCUCUUCACGUUGCCCCCAUCUGUGGCCACGGGGCGCAAUCAGACACGGUGGGAGUGAAGGCCUUGAGUGAGCGAGGGGCGUUAAGAGCCACGCCUCUCAAGGUACUGAGGGUCGAGGUGUUAGAGAUCUGGUCACCGUCAAGGGCGCCCUUGUUGCAGUGUGAUCCACACGCUUGCAAUCAGGACCGUAUUAGUAAGAAUCAGACACGUAUUAGUAAGAAUCAGACACGUAUUAGUAAGAAUCAGACACGUAUUAGUAAGAAUCAGACACGUAUUAGUAAGAAUCAGACACGUAUUAGUAAGAAUCAGACACGUAUUAGUAAGAAUCAGACACGUAUUAGUAAGAAUCAGACACGUAUUAGUAAGAAUCAGACACGUAUUAGUAAGAAUCAGACACGUAUUGGUAAGAAUCAGACACGUAUUAGUAAAUAUCAGACACGUAUUAGUAAGAAUCAGACACGUAUUAGUAAGAAUCAGACACGUAUUAGUAAGAAUCAGACACGUAUUAGUAAGAAUCAGACACGUAUUAGUAAAUAUCAGACACGUAUUAGUAAGAAUCAGACACGUAUUGGUAAGAAUCAGACACGUAUUAGUAAGAAUAAGACACGUAUUAGUAAGAAUCAGACAAGUAUUAGUAAAUAUCAGACACGUAUUAGUAAGAAUCAGACACGUAUUAGUAAGAAUCAGACACGUAUUAGUAAGAAUCAGACACGUAUUAGUAAAUAUCAGACACGUAUUAGUAAGAAUCAGACACGUAUUAGUAAGAAUCAGACACGUAUUAGUAAGAAUCAGACACGUAUUAGUAAGAAUCAGACACGUAUUAGUAAGAAUCAGACACGUAUUAGUAAGAAUCAGACACGUAUUAGUAAGAAUCAGACACGUAUUAGUAAGAAUCAGACACGUAUUAGUAAGAAUCUGACACGUAUUAGUAAGAAUCAGACACGUAUUAGUAAGAAUCAGACACGUAUUAGUAAGAAUCAGACACGUAUUAGUAAAUAUCAGACACGUAUUAGUAAGAAUCAGACACGUAUUAGUAAGAAUCAGACAAGUAUUAGUAAAUAUCAGACACGUAUUAGUAAGAAUCAGACACGUAUUAGUAAGAAUCAGACACGUAUUAGUAAGAAUCAGACACGUAUUAGUAAGAAUCAGACACGUAUUAGUAAGAAUCAGACACGUAUUAGUAAGAAUCAGACACGUAUUAGUAAGAAUCAGACACGUAUUAGUAAGAAUCAGACACGUAUUAGUAAGAAUCAGACACGUAUUAGUAAGAAUCAGACACGUAUUAGUAAAUAUCAGACACGUAUUAGUAAGAAUCAGACACGUAUUAGUAAAUAUCAGACAAGUAUUAGUAAGAAUCAGACACGUAUUAGUAAGAAUCAGACAAGUAUUAGUAAAUAUCAGACACGUAUUAGUAAGAAUCAGACACGUAUUAGUAAGAAUCAGACACGUAUUAGUAAGAAUCAGACACGUAUUAGUAAGAAUCAGACACAUAUUAGUAAGAAUCAGACACGUAUUAGUAAGAAUCAGACACGUAUUAGUAAGAAUCAGACACGUAUUAGUAAGAAUCAGACACGUAUUAGUAAGAAUCAGACACGUAUUAGUAAGAAUCAGACACGUAUUAGUAAGAAUCAGACACGUAUUAGUAAGAAUCAGACACGUAUUAGUAAGAAUCAGACACGUAUUAGUAAGAAUCAGACACGUAUUAGUAAGAAUCAGACACGUAUUAGUAAGAAUCAGACACGUAUUAGUAAGAAUAAGACACGUAUUAGUAAGAAUAAGACGCAUCUUGGUAACCAAUCAGAAGCGUGUUGA
Molecule: messenger RNA, 1833 nt
Organism: Procambarus clarkii (red swamp crayfish)
Lineage: Eukaryota; Metazoa; Arthropoda; Malacostraca; Decapoda; Cambaridae
Source: RefSeq, a predicted model, not a curated record